Molecule: messenger RNA, 972 nt
Organism: Zasmidium cellare ATCC 36951
Lineage: Eukaryota; Fungi; Ascomycota; Dothideomycetes; Mycosphaerellales; Mycosphaerellaceae
Exons: 1
Coding region: 1-972 (323 amino acids)
Molecular function (GO): 2-oxoglutarate-dependent dioxygenase activity
Source: RefSeq, a predicted model, not a curated record
AUGCGACCACGGAGCAUCUUGAAAGCCCCAUCGACGCAAUGUAAACACUUCGCCAGCGACCGCGGUCCACGACCCAUCCCCAUCCUCCCAGACGGCUCCCUAGAGACUUUCACCACCCAAGCCUUCAAUCCCGCCAAACCAGCACUCCUCCCACGUAAACACUUCGCCGACCUCCCCGCGAUCCACAAAUGGUUCACGAAACCAACGCCGACGACACCCACCCUCCUUAACACGCCCUACCUUUCCAAAUUCGGCGCCACGCUCGUCCCGAUCGAAAUCACCAACGAAGCCCACUUCACCCGCAUCCAGCAGUCCCUCUCCUUCUUCCUAGAGUGCGUCACCGCUUCCACCUCCCACUACCCAACAACAACCCCCCGCACCAGCCGCUACUUCAGCGCCUACGUACCCGGCGCCCGCGCUAUCAAACGCACCGCUCCACCCUCUAACGACUUCUUCUCCAGCAGUGCCGCCCUGUCCACCCCUACCGCUCGCGUCUACCUCGCCCAAGCCCCGCUAUGCGACCUCCCCCGUGCUGUGGUGCAGGAUGUCCCGACGCCGGAGGUCGUGCUGAAAGCUGGCAAGGGGGAUGUGUACGAUUCGUCGAUCUGGUUGGGACAAGCGCCUACAUACACGCCGUUGCAUCGGGAUCCGAAUCCGAAUUUGUUUGUGCAGUUGGCGGGGCAGAAGAGGGUGAGGUUGUGUAGGGCGGAGGUGGGGAGGGGGAUUUUCGCGAGGGUGCAGGAGAGGAUUGGGGGGAAUGCGUCGGCCACGAUGAGGGGGGAGGAGAUGAUGGCUGGGGAGGAGAAGCGGGUGUUGGAAGAGGAGGUUUGGGGUGGGCAAGAAGAUGAGGCUGAGUCCUGGGAUGCGGAACUGGAGAGUGGUGAUGGUUUGUUUAUACCCAAGGGAUGGUGGCAUAGUGUCAAAGGCACUGGGGAGGGCAUGACGGGUUCUGUGAACUGGUGGUUUCGAUGA